This is a messenger RNA of Asparagus officinalis (garden asparagus), 1877 nucleotides long. Its product is annotated as exopolygalacturonase. NCBI's taxonomy places the organism in Eukaryota, Viridiplantae, Streptophyta, Magnoliopsida, Asparagales, Asparagaceae. Gene Ontology annotation, biological process: carbohydrate metabolic process. Gene Ontology annotation, molecular function: polygalacturonase activity. The record is from RefSeq and is a predicted model, not a curated record.
AUGCCUGCUGCUCCUGCUCCACUUCUUUUCCUCCUCCUCCUCUCUCCUCGCAUCCUCCUACUUCCCCCGAUCCAAACCCGACCGUCAGCCGCCGCCCCCUCAUUCUCCGUCACCGACUACGGCGCCGUCGGAGACGGCCGCCACUACGACACCCAUGCCAUCCAAUCGGCGAUCGACGCGUGCGCGUCCUCCGGCGGCGGCCGCGUCAAGUUCCCAAGCGGCCGCUCUUUCCUCACCGCGACGAUCUUUCUAAUCAGGGUGAUCUUGGAAAUAGAAAAGGGCAAGGUGUUGGGAGGAUACGAGAGGGAUUAUCCGAGGGAGUCCGGCAGGUGGUACGUUGUCUGGCGGAGAACGUUAGCGGGCGGGAUCACGGGGGAGGGGAUCAAUGGCCAGGGCGAAAAGUUUAUCGUGAGGGAGAGCGAGGUUAAGAACGUGAUGGUGAGCUGGAAUCAGACGGGGGACUGUGAGGGGGACGAGUGCAGGCCGAGGUUGGUGGGGUUCAUCGGUUCGAAAAACGUUAGGGUCUGGGACAUUACCUUGAACCAGCCGGCUUAUUGGUGUUUCCAUUUAGUGAGGUGUAACAAUACAUUGAUUCAUGAUAUAUCAAUAUAUGGAGAUUUCAACUCCCCCAACAAUGAUGGGAUAGAUAUAGAAGACUCAAACAAUACGGUCAUCAGAAGAUGCCAUAUUGACACUGGAGAUGAUGCUAUCUGUCCCAAGUCCUCCACUGGGCCUGUGUAUAACUUAACCGUUAGUGACUGCUGGAUUCGAACUAAAUCAUGUGCAAUCAAGCUUGGAAGUGCUAGCUUUUUUAAUUUCAAGAGGCUAUUGUUUGAUAAUAUAACUAUUGUGGAUUCACACAGAGGGCUCGGAAUGCAAAUUCGAGAUGGAGGAAAUGUAAGUAGUGUUGUCUUCUCAAAUAUCAACAUGAGCACAAGAUAUUAUGAUCCUCUGUGGUGGGGACGAGCAGAACCAAUUUACAUUACAACCUGCCCAAGGGACUCAAGCUCUAAGGCGGGGACAAUAUCUGAUGUAACCUUUGUUAAUAUAUCAUCUGUUUCAGAGAAUGGAGUCUUCUUAUCAGGUUCCAAGGAUGGAUUCCUUCGCAACAUAAAGUUCAAAAAUGUGAAUUUGACCUACGGAAGAUGGACACGGUAUCCAGGUGGGCUGUAUGAUUACAGGCCUGGGUGUCAGGGAUUGGUUAACCACAGCUUAGGCGGGAUCAUGAUGGAAAAUGUUUUGGGUCUUGAUGUUAAUAACGUGAAAAUGAGAUGGUCAAAAAGCAGCUUAGGCUGGGAUAAUCCUUUGGAGUUCAGACCUUCAACGGUGAAUAGGAUUUCUUUCCACGAGUGGCAAUCAGAUGUCUACUAAAAUUGUUCGGAAGUUUUAGCUCUUGGGAUGAGAGUCCAACUUCCUUUGUCUAUAAAUUCCACAUUUCGUGUCAGAAGCGAAAAAACUUCAUGAUUCAUCAAUCAUGACCAAGACGUUCCCGUUCGAGCUCAUAUCUUGAUAGUUGUGAAGAUCCUACAUGCAAAAAUUAGCAUCUUUAUACUCGUAUAAAGCUGGAUGGUUUGCUUUUCAAAGCUUUGAAGACGGAGGCAUGUAAGGCUUUUUUGAAUCUUUUCCUCGGAAGCCAUUUUGAAUAUUUUUUAUAUACUAGAUCGGUUCUGAGUACCAAGCAAAGAUUCUUGAUUUUGUGUCAGUGAUAAGGCUGAUACUAUGUAUCGCAUGAGUUCAUUUCAUUUCAUAGUUUAAUUGUUCAAGGACAUCAAGUCCAAUUCGGUCAAAACAUUAUUUUGUACUGUUUGAUUGAUGAAGAUGCAUGGAAUUUUAUACUAGACCUUAAAAAUUCAUGUUGUGCCUGUCAAUUUUUCAGC